AAUGGCCAAAUAAACCAAAAAGUAGAAGAAAGAUACGACUAGGCUACUAGUCCAAAACUACCCCCACCAAGAAAAAACCAAAGGAAAAUCCCACUCCUCUUUCCUUUUGUUUGCGCUUCCUUCUGCUCUUCGCAGCCACCUCCGGUAGGCGGCUUCCCCAGGAGCAAUGGCGGUCGGCGUCCUCGCCUUACAGGGUUCUUUUAACGAGCACAUUUCCGCUCUCGGCCGAUUGGGAGUGAAGGGUGUGGAGAUUAGGAAGCCAGAGCAGCUCGAGAACGUCAGCUCGCUCAUCAUUCCUGGUGGGGAAAGCACCACCAUGGCCAAGCUUGCCGAGUACCACAACAUGUUUCCUGCUUUGCGCGAGUUUGUGAAGAUGGGGAAGCCAGUGUGGGGGACAUGUGCAGGUCUAAUCUUCUUGGCAGACAAAGCCGUCGGACAGAAAACUGGAGGUCAGGAGCUAGUUGGUGGCCUCGAUUGCACUGUCAAUAGAAAUUACUUUGGCAGUCAGAUUCAAAGCUUCGAGGCAGAGCUUUCAGUCCCAAAACUUGUGAGUCAGGAAGGUGGGCAGGAAACAUAUCGAGGUGUGUUCAUCCGUGCUCCAGCUGUGCUUGAAGUCGGACCAGGAGUCGAAGUAUUGGCUGAGUAUCAUGUCCCAUCUGCUAACGUAUUGUAUUCCAGUUCUGCUGUUCAAAUCCAAGAGGUAGGUAACAUGGAAAAUGCUGUCCCUGAGAAGAAAGUCAUUGUAGCAGUGAAGCAGGGGAACAUAUUGGGGACUGCCUUCCAUCCUGAGCUCACUGCAGAUACACGGUGGCAUAGCUAUUUCCUAAAGAUGGCAAAUGAAACUGGAGAAGCAUCCUCGAGUAGCCUUGUCCCUGCCAUUGGAGUAAAUGCAGCCAUUGGAGAAAGACCGAGGAUUGACCUACCGGUUUUCCAAUAGAGGCAGCAGCAGUGCCCUGUUUCUUAGUUACAGCGCACGUUUCUUUUCUACCAGAAGAAACUGGCUUUUGUCUUUCACACAGAAAUCCAAUUAUGCUGAUUCCUUCAUCUAGUUGGGACUUAGGAGGUUAGCCACGAAUUCCGACUUGAAAUGUAUAUAAACAGCUCAUUUGUUCUUCUCCGUUUGAAAUCAAGUCUUUUACUAGGCCAAGCUAUGGAAAUUGAAUCUCUCCAGAAAAAGGAAACAGAGAAUCUCUCCACCUUAAGCUUUAGACCUUUAGUGAAUACAGAAAUCAGAAAUGUUGCCUCUGCCUAAAGCUUCCGUUACUAAAUACAUGGCUGGAAGCCGAUGAACUUGGUC
This is a messenger RNA of Linum tenue, 1297 nucleotides long. NCBI's taxonomy places the organism in Eukaryota, Viridiplantae, Streptophyta, Magnoliopsida, Malpighiales, Linaceae. The record is from the annotation of a GenBank genome assembly.